CUGUCAGUUCUGACAUACCCUGAAAAACCACAACUGAUUUUACACAGCAGAGGGGUCUAGUCUAUACGAGUGUGCGUUUAUGUGAGUAUCUCAUAAAAGAGAGCUACCAGCAUUUAUUGACCGCACAAGAGAGACACUAUCAUCCAAAAAGACAAGCAGCAUGGCAGCGUGGGACCUUACAGUCGCAGUGGAGGAUCUUGGUCCUGAUGCCCCACCCUUUAAAAUCAGCGUGACCUCUGAUCUGCACAUUGGCGGAGUUAUUCUCAAAUUAGUUGAGCAGACCAAUCUGAAGAAGGACUGGUCCGAUCAUGCCCUGUGGUGGGAGCAGAAGCAGCAGUGGCUGCUGAGGACCGGCUGGACACUGGACAAAUGCGGGGUCCACGCAGACGCUCGCCUCAUCUUCACCCCACAGCACAAGCCUCUGCGACUGGGCUUGCCGAAUGGGGCUACACUGAAAAUGCGAGCCUGUUUCUCCAGUCCUGUAUUUCGCGCAGUCAUGGGCAUCUGCAGGGUUCUCAAUUUACGUCACCCAGAAGAGCUCUCCUUGCUCCGUCCUGUUGAAGAGAAAAAGAAAAAGAAAGACAAAGAUUCCUCAGAAGAGCUGUAUGAUCUUACAGAUGUUCCUCUAACCGCAGGCUCUGUUCAAGCUCUGUACAAUGGCAUGCCGGCUCAUUUUGCUGACUCUCCGAAGACUGAGGCUGUGUAUAAAAUGCUGUCUGUCAGCUUGCCCUCACCUGCUCCUGAAGCCAUCGCUAAACUCUAUCGGCCAGCCAGUGUGGUGGACAAAACACAUAUUCACACCAGGUGGCUGGAUUCAUCUCGUUCACUAAUGCAGCAGGGAAUACAAGAGAAUGACAAAAUAUGGCUCCGUUUCAAAUACUACACUUUCCAUGAUAUGGAUCCCAAGUAUGAUGCAGUGCGUUUGACGCAGUUGUAUGAACAAGCUCGCUGGGCAAUUCUCUUGGAGGACGUAGACUGCACAGAAGAGGAAAUGAUGCUGUUUGGAGCCCUGCAGUACCACAUAGGAAAACUGUCCUUGUCUCAGGACAUGGUCUCUUCCUGCCAAGGGAUGGAUGACUUGGAGUCUGCCCUGAAAUCCCUGGAGGUCAAGAUGGUGGGAGACGGCAACAGCACAGACAUGCUGGAUAACAUGACUGCCCCAGAGCUGAAUGACCAUUUGAAAAUAUUUCGGCCUAAGAGACUAACUCUCAAGGGUUACAAGCAAUACUGGUGCAAAUUUCAGGACACGUCGAUCUCCUAUUUUAAAAGUAAAGAGGACCGCUAUGGAGAGCCCAUUCAACAACUGAACCUGAAAGGCUGUGAGGUCGCCCCUGAUGUCAGUGUAGCAGGCCAGAAGUUCUGUAUCAAACUCCUCAUUCCUGCACCAGAAGGCAUGAAUGAAAUCUACUUCAGAUGUGAAAAUGAGAAGCAGUACUCUCAGUGGAUGGCCGCCUGUAAGCUGGCAUCCAAAGGCCUGACGUUAUUGGACAGCUCGUAUCAAAGUGAAGUAAAGAACAUCCAGACGUUCCUUUCAAUGCAGCGUUCCAACUCUGCAGCUCCCACGGCACAGACUGAUGACAGCAUCAACACACACAGCCUCGUCUCACCAAGAUACCAUAAGAAAUACAAGCCCAAACAGUUAACCCCUCGUAUCCUGGAGGCCUAUCAGAACAUCGCCCAGCUCUCUUUGACGUCUGCCAUCUUGAAGUUUCUGCAGAUCUGGCAAGCUCUGCCUGAUUUUGGGAUUUCCUACUUCAUGGUCAGGUUUAAGGGCAGUCGUAAGGACGAAGUUCUGGGCAUCGCUAACAACCGUCUGAUCCGUAUAGACCUGGGAGUCGGAGAUGUGGUGAAGACUUGGCGUUAUAAUAAUAUGAGACAGUGGAAUGUUAAUUGGGACAUACGACAGGUGGCGAUUGAAUUCGACGGAAACAUUAACAUAGCAUUCGGCUGUGUGAACGCAGACUGUAAGGUUGUGCACGAGUACAUCGGAGGAUACAUCUUCAUGUCCACUCGCGCACGACAGCAAAGCGACACACUGAACGAGGAGCUCUUCCACAAACUCACCGGUGGCCACGAGGCUCUCUGAGCACAAAACAGCAACUUACAGAGAAAAAAAAACAUUACUGAAGCUACAAAUGGAGGAAACUGAUAAGAAUUCAGUGUACUGCACAUCAACUGUCCCUUUCUUUUCUUUGUUUCCAACAAGACAUCAUUUAAUGAUCAAGCAUUUGAAUUGAAACAUGUAUGUUUUCCACAACAUGAGACGCAUCUAAUCUGUAUAAAUAAUCACACUUAAUAUAAUAAGUGCCUAAUAUGACCAAAUGAACUAAAAUAUCUUACUGUAAUGAAUUUUGUCAUAAAACAAAAUGUCUGAAUUUCUGCCAUCUCAUACAAGUAACAGCUCAGGAAACCACUGUCUAUCAUUGUCUGACCAGGCAAUGAUAUUAGCCGCUAGUCUACAGCUUACAAUUUCCUAUCUCAGUCCAACAGAGUUUCAGUUACUUGUACCAGGGUUAUUUUUAGAUAGUCUUCAGUGUCGUGCCGGGAGAGUUUAGUAUUGAGUUAACGAAGUGCCAUCUCUGCAUUGUCCUAAUGAGAUCACAGCCUUGCUGAUUCUCCAUUAUUCACUCGUUGGAGAAACAUAAUGUGUUGAAAUAUUGUAAAUAAUGUUAAGCAUUAUGGUACACCAUUAUACAGGUGCAUCUCAAUAAAUUAGAAUGUUGUGGAAAAGUUCAUUUAUUUCAGUAAUUCAACUCAAAUUGUCAAACUCGUGUAUUAAAUAAAUGCAAUGCACACAGACUGAAGUAGUUUAAGUCUUUGGUUCUUUUAAUUGUGAUGAUUUUGGUUCACAUUUAACAAAAACAUCUCAACAAAUUAGAAUACUUCAUAAGACCAAUAAAAAAAACAUUUUUUCAUGUUCAUUUACUGUAUAUGUACUCAAUAUGUACUCAGGGGCUCCUUUUGCUUUAAUUACUGCCUCAAUUCGGCGUGGCAUGGAGGUGAUCAGUUUGUGGCACUGCUGAGGUGGUAUGGAAGCCCAGGUUUCUUUGACAGUGGCCUUCAGCUCAUCUGCAUUUUUUUGGUCUCUUGUUUCUCAUUUUCCUCUUGACAAUACCCCAUAGAUUCUCUAUGGUGUUCAGGUCUGGUGAGUUUGCUGGCCAGUUAAGCACACCAACACCAUGGUCAUUUAACCAACUUUUGGUGCUUUUGGCAGUGUGGGCAGGUGCCAAAUCCUGCUGGAAAAUGAAAUCAGCAUCUUUAAAAAGCUGGUCAGCAGAAGGAAGCAUGAAGUGCUCCAACAUUUCUUGGUAAACGGGUGCAGUGACUUUGGUUUUCA
Molecule: messenger RNA, 3337 nt
Organism: Onychostoma macrolepis
Lineage: Eukaryota; Metazoa; Chordata; Actinopteri; Cypriniformes; Cyprinidae
Gene: fermt3b
Product: FERM domain containing kindlin 3b
Exons: 15
Coding region: 161-2086 (641 amino acids)
Biological process (GO): regulation of cell-cell adhesion mediated by integrin; platelet aggregation; integrin activation
Cellular component (GO): cell-substrate junction
Molecular function (GO): integrin binding
Source: RefSeq, a predicted model, not a curated record